UGCAAACCCUAUUCCCUGCCCCAGCUCCCUCUUUCUCUCUGUACCUGGCGAUAGGUUUAUCGACGGGAUCUCGGUGUUUUUUUCUUCGCCCAACUCUCUGCUGUUGCUAAAGUUUAUUGUUUUUCUCCCCUUAGCGAUCAUCAUGGGUAAGGAGAAGGUUCACAUAAACAUCGUGGUCAUCGGUCACGUCGACUCUGGUAAGUCGACGACCACCGGUCACCUUAUAUACAAGCUUGGAGGUAUCGACAAGCGUGUUAUCGAGAGGUUCGAGAAGGAGGCCGCUGAGAUGAACAAGAGGUCAUUCAAGUACGCCUGGGUGCUUGACAAGCUCAAGGCUGAGCGUGAGCGUGGUAUCACCAUUGAUAUUGCCCUGUGGAAAUUCGAGACCACAAAGUACUACUGCACUGUCAUCGAUGCUCCCGGGCAUCGUGACUUCAUCAAGAACAUGAUCACUGGAACUUCCCAGGCCGAUUGUGCCGUCCUUAUCAUCGACUCCACCACUGGUGGUUUUGAGGCUGGUAUCUCCAAGGAUGGCCAGACCCGUGAGCACGCUCUCCUUGCUUUCACCCUUGGUGUCAAGCAAAUGAUCUGCUGCUGUAACAAGAUGGAUGCCACCACCCCCAAGUACUCCAAGGCAAGGUAUGAUGAAAUUGUGAAAGAAGUGUCCUCCUAUCUGAAGAAGGUGGGUUACAACCCUGAUAAAAUCCCCUUCGUUCCCAUCUCCGGUUUCGAGGGUGACAACAUGAUUGAGAGGUCGACCAACCUCGACUGGUACAAGGGCCCAACCCUCCUUGAUGCUCUGGACAUGAUCAAUGAGCCCAAGAGGCCCUCAGACAAGCCCCUCCGUCUCCCACUCCAGGAUGUCUACAAGAUCGGUGGUAUUGGAACUGUUCCAGUGGGUCGUGUUGAGACUGGUAUCCUCAAGUCCGGUAUGGUCGUCACCUUUGGUCCCACUGGAUUGACCACUGAAGUCAAGUCUGUUGAGAUGCACCACGAGACUCUCCAGGAGGCCCUUCCCGGUGACAACGUCGGUUUCAACGUGAAGAACGUUGCCGUCAAGGAUCUCAAGCGUGGUUAUGUUGCCUCGAACUCCAAGGAAGAUCCUGCCAAGGAGGCUGCCAGCUUCACCUCCCAGGUUAUCAUCAUGAACCAUCCUGGGCAGAUCGGAAAUGGAUACGCCCCUGUUCUGGACUGCCACACUUCCCACAUUGCUGUCAAGUUUGCCGAGCUACUUACCAAGAUCGACAGGCGAUCCGGUAAGGAGCUUGAGAAGGAGCCCAAGUUCUUGAAGAACGGCGAUGCCGGGCUUGUUAAGAUGAUUCCCACAAAGCCCAUGGUGGUUGAGACCUUCUCUGAGUACCCUCCACUCGGUCGUUUUGCUGUGAGAGACAUGCGUCAGACGGUGGCAGUCGGAGUCAUCAAGAGUGUCGAUAAGAAGGACCCAUCUGGUGCCAAGGUCACCAAGUCCGCUGCCAAGAAGUCUGGCAAGUGAACCGUGCGGUCAUUGGUUCAAUUGGAUGCUGGGGAAGAGAAUUAUUAUGUGUGUCGUAAGGACCUUUUACGUUUUAGUAUCAUCAUUAUAGUUGGAUGUUUUAUUGGUCGUUUUGAUGGUAGGAAUAUUCUGUUAUCACCUUCAUCGGGUGGUCAAUCGCAGAAUUGGGUGCUUGACAGGCGGUGGCGGAAGAAUUAAUACGCUGUUAUUGAGUCUAUUUUGUCUUUCUGUGCUGUUUUGAUGUUUUGAAGUUGGAGAGACUUGAAAUUUCCUCAGUAGUAACUCAUGAUCUCAUCGAGAAUUUAUAGUUGGUCAUGGCUCCUUCUUUAUA
Nelumbo nucifera (sacred lotus) is the source of this 1823-nucleotide messenger RNA. RefSeq names its product elongation factor 1-alpha-like. Gene Ontology annotation, biological process: translational elongation. Gene Ontology annotation, molecular function: GTP binding; GTPase activity; translation elongation factor activity. The record is from RefSeq and is a predicted model, not a curated record. NCBI's taxonomy places the organism in Eukaryota, Viridiplantae, Streptophyta, Magnoliopsida, Proteales, Nelumbonaceae.